Symphalangus syndactylus (siamang) is the source of this 1958-nucleotide messenger RNA. Its product is annotated as microtubule-associated tyrosine carboxypeptidase 1-like. The record is from RefSeq and is a predicted model, not a curated record. Lineage: Eukaryota; Metazoa; Chordata; Mammalia; Primates; Hylobatidae.
AAGUUGGCCUGUGGUGCAGGAAGAGGCAAUGAGAGACAGCAUACUAGGGUGGUUGAGAGCUUGGGUUCUGAGCUAAACCACAUGAUUUUGUAUCGUGGGUCCGCUUUUAUAUACAUCCUAGCUGUGUGACUUUGGGACCUGCCAAGUGUGUUCAAUAAAGGCACCCACUACCUGCGGGGCGGUAACAACGCGCGCCAGCCGUGGCACAACGCGGAGGGCCGGCUGCGGUACGGGCUACGCCCGGCGAACCCCACGAGGAGGGCCUAGCCACCCUGCACAGCGUGCUGCUCCGCAAGCAGCCGUUCCUGUGUCGCGCUGUGCCGCUCUACUACACCAGCCGCCACGCUGUGCACAUGUCCUUCCGCCAGCUCUUCCAGGACCUGGCCCGCUACAUGCGGGACGCCGACGUGCGCUGGGAGUACUGCGCGCGCGCCAAGCGCGGCCAGACAGACACCCCGCUGCCAGGUGGUUUCAGCAAGGACCAGGUGUACCUGAACGGCAUCCUGUGCAUUCUGGGACAUCGCCAGACCAUCGAUUUCCCGCUGCUGACCUCACCGGGCAAGGUGUCCUAUGAGGAUGUGGACCACCUGCGGCCCCAUGGGGCGCUGGAUAAUACCCGGGUGCCCCACCUUAUGCAGGACUUGGCACGCUACCGGCAGCAGCUGGAGCACAUCAUGGCCACCAACCGGCUGGAUGAGGCGGAGCUGGGUCGCCUGCUGCCCGACUGAUGUAGGUUGAGGGCUGCAGACAGAGGCCCUGGACAGAAGCUCCAGAUACGCGCCCAGAACAUGAAGCUGUUUGCUCUGUGCUUCCACGGCCUGGGUGUUUCUUGGAGGGUGUUGGGAGGGCAGGAGCAUUCCUUGAGAAGGAGUGGCAACAUCAAAGGGUUUGUGUCCCUUGCUAGCUUCCCUGGGGCCUGGGGACCUGCAACAGCAUGUCUGGCAAACUGAGUCGCCCUCCUGCCUCCAGCUCUCUGUUGAGCAGAGGGAAGGCAUGGGGGCAGGAAGGGAGCUGAGCAUUGAUGGGGAUGAGGGUGGUUUGGGAAUAGAAACUUGUUCUUGCAUGAGAUGGCUUUGGUUGUCCCGGUACUCCAGUCUUUCCCUUCCCUCACCUGUCCCCUUGGUGCUCCUUCAGCAUUCGUGCUGUCUGCCUCUCACUGGGUCCUGGUGGGGGUCGGGAUCCCUUCUUCUGGGGUGAUUGAUGGCCUGAGCCUGAGGUCUGGUAGUAGAGACCCAGCUGGUUUGGGGUGUGCUUUCCAACAUUUUGCCUCUCUCACUGGUCAUGUAUUUAUUCCAUAUUUAUAUGGUCUACUUCCUGUAGCUGGGAGCAGCAGCUCCUGAAGGUUCCAUGGCAGGGAACAAGACACUCCUUCUGGAAGGUACUGAUUUUCCUAGCCCCACUCCCAUUACAUGCACACCUCCCCCACCCCCCACACACAUACAGUGAUUCAGGCCUUGUGAAUCAAGCCCAAGAGCUCCCUUGGCCCUGUCCCCACUCCCUCCACUGGCCUCUGCUUUUCCUGUCUUUGCCCACACCCUCACAGCUGGUCUCUGGCAGAGGCUGGCAUAGCCUAGGAGCAGCUGCAGUUGUGCCUGAGGGACAGGCCCUAGAGUUUAGUGGCCCAAGUCCUAAACCCCUCCUGGACCAGGUGAGGUGCAGAGCGCCUUUUGUAUAAGUUACUGAUCAGAAUCCUCACUGAGCUCCCAGUCCAGAGGGAAGCCAGACAAUUAAAACAGUAAUGACAAAAAAAAAAGAAAAAAGAAAAAAAGGGAUAAGAAGCCUGACAUAUAAAUAGCAUGAAUUGAUAAGAACAAACAACCCGACUGAACGAUGUGGGAAAAUGCUAAGUGUUUAAAUCCUAGACUUGAAAAGAAAAAAUCGCCAACAAAAUGUGAAAUAAAAAUGCUCAGUUUAAUUACUUAAGAAUUCAACUACAUUCAAAUGAAAAUAAAAGCCAU